GAUCUGAAAAUUUUUUCUUCCAUUUUUCUCUUUUUACUGGUAGCAAGAAGAAAAAUCCAAUAAUGGCUUUACACUAUUAACCAGGGCGGUGCGCAGGCUAAACAAGAUUUUUGUACGUUACUAACGUGAGCUAGGUUUCUGCUGCUUUGGUGUAGGAAUAAUAUCCGUAUAUAAAUAAAUCACAAAAAAAAAAAGAAAACCAAAAAUAAAAAUAAAAUCUCCUAUGUUGUUUUUGUUGGUGGCGGAGGUAUAAAGAAUGGAGGAGGUUCAGAGAAUCGCCGAAAGUGAAAAGCGGUGGUAGAGUCUGUUUCAGAGACAGAGAAGGAAAGGUUUUAGGGUUCGAGUAGGAAACUGGGAGAUGCGCCGAGAGACAAGAGAGGUAUUAGAAGUUUUAGGUAUUCAACAAAUUAAUAAUAAAAAGAAGAAAGAAGACGGUGUUCAAUUCUUGAAUAGCAAUAGCAAUAUGAAUCAUAAAGAUCAAAAACAUGAAAAUCAUUAUCAAGAAUUAAAAAGAGAUGAGGAGGAGAUUACAACAAUUCUUACAUUGCCGACGAUCUUGACGCUUGGCCGUGUUGCUGCUGUUCCUCUUCUUGUUAGUACUUUCUACAUGAAUGGAUAUUGGGCAACAACGGCUACAACAAGUAUAUUUAUUGUUGCAGCAAUUACAGAUUGGCUUGAUGGAUAUAUUGCUAGAAAGAUGCGGUUAGGCACAGCAUUUGGUGCAUUCCUGGAUCCUGUUGCUGAUAAGCUUAUGGUUGCUGCUACAUUGGUGUUAUUGUGUACUGGGACUCUGGAAGUGGCUGUGUUUGGUGAAGUGCCAUGGUUACUGCCUGUACCUUCUGUUGCUAUUAUUGGUAGAGAGAUAACAAUGUCAGCAGUGAGAGAAUGGGCCGCAUCUCAGAAUAGUAAAGUUGGCAAGGCUGUUGCUGUCAAUAGCUUGGGAAAGUGGAAAACUGCCAGCCAAAUGACUGCACUAACUAUCCUCUUGGCUGCUCGAGACCGCAGUCUUGCAGGACCAGGGAUUCUUGUUAUGUUGGGUGUGAGUUUGUUAUAUAUCUCAGCUGGACUUGCUCUAUGGUCAUUAUUUGUCUACGUGAAGAACAUAUGGAGAACAUUGGUGAAGUAAUAAAUAUUAGAGAGGUGACUUCUCUGUCACACUUUGAGUUUGGCUUGGAUUAGUCAGCUUACACAUUUAAAGAACAGAAGGAAAUGCAUUUCCAUUUCCUGUAUUGUUUCUUAUCAGAAUUAGAGAGAGACCCCUUUAGGUGAUCCAUCCCCGUUUUGAGGAGGAUGUGUGGGGUUUCUGCAGAUAAGUUGCUGCUGAAUGAGAAGAAAUGUUUUAGAGAUACAUUAGGGUUGAGAUUUGCUUGAUAGAAAUGUAUACAUUACUUACUAAAUUAAUGUAAAAUUAUCUAGACAGAAUUUAUUUAGACAAGAGUAUAUUUUUGGCUGUUAA
Papaver somniferum (opium poppy) is the source of this 1456-nucleotide messenger RNA. Its product is annotated as CDP-diacylglycerol--glycerol-3-phosphate 3-phosphatidyltransferase 2-like. The transcript has 7 exons. Gene Ontology annotation, biological process: glycerophospholipid biosynthetic process. Gene Ontology annotation, molecular function: CDP-diacylglycerol-glycerol-3-phosphate 3-phosphatidyltransferase activity. Gene Ontology annotation, cellular component: membrane; chloroplast envelope. The record is from RefSeq and is a predicted model, not a curated record. NCBI's taxonomy places the organism in Eukaryota, Viridiplantae, Streptophyta, Magnoliopsida, Ranunculales, Papaveraceae. Bases 359 to 1126 code for a protein of 255 amino acids.